CUAUCCCUCAAGCAAAAGGAAUGUUACAGGAAUUAAUGCAAAAACCGUAACAGUUUGCACAAAGCAAUAUCUUUUCUCCAAAAUUUCAAAACUUGAAAUGCAAGUUCGUCUGUGUCUCUUUUCAGCGAAUAUCUACUUACCAUACCAAAAAAAUGUUAAAUGCCCCGUCAAUCAUGGUUUCAUUUCCUUAGAUAAAUUUCCGGUGGACUCCACCGCUCGCUUAUAAAUACACCAAAACCUGUGUAAACCCUAUGAACCUCCAUACCCGAUAAAACUAAAUUAACUGUUGAUAUAGUACGGGGAAUUAAGCGGACAAGGGAAAAUGUUCGGAAGAAAUUUGCCGUUGAUAACCAUCACCCUCAAGGUGGACAUGAGUUUGUAUCCUCCUUCUUCACCGCAUAACCGGCGGUUGGUGGCGGCGACGGUGAGAAAGGUGCUCAACAAAGCCCACGGCAUCCGGCGUUUCGUGAUGUUGGAUGAUUCUGCUUAUGGAUUUGGCGUCAGCGGCGGCGGCGGCGCUUAUGUGGAUGUGGAGGUUUUCGGGAACGUGGAUCCGAAUAGGCUUGUCAAUAAACUUGCACGCGAAGGUAUUCAUGCCUGGUUUCAUUCCGGCAGUCCGAAAGGUCGGUUUGUUAACUACUCGGACUACUACUACGAUAAUUUCCAUGAACCGUAUCCGUAUCCUUGUGGACAUGGACCCGGGUAUGGAUAUGGUCGCUUGUAUGGAGGGGUUUUCGGAUCUGGUGGAUGGCCCGGUUAUGAUGAUGGCUAUUGUCAUUGUUACGGCGACGUUGGAGGUUAUAAUAAUUAUUAUUAACCACGGCGGCUGUUCCCCGUCCUCCUCUUUUCCCUCGGCAAAGUUUUCAUGAUGUCCGGCGGUGUGGUGGCGGUUGCUGUUUCAAUUCCACGUGAAAGCGUUACGCGCUUUUUACUGGUCAAGAUCUGGGGAGUUUUUUUUUUCCCGAAUCGGAUCUUUGAGGAGACCCUGAUAUUUUUAAGGAUCUCAAUCAUCAUCAAGUUUUACUGGGGUUUUUUUUUUAAUUAGGUUUUAAUUGUUAGUGGUGCAUCAUUUCCUUUCUCCUGUAAAACGUCAAUGCACGGUACUACCGUGCACUCCGGCUGGUUUUUCAUGCUGGAGUAGUAGUGAAU
Molecule: messenger RNA, 1149 nt
Organism: Oldenlandia corymbosa var. corymbosa
Lineage: Eukaryota; Viridiplantae; Streptophyta; Magnoliopsida; Gentianales; Rubiaceae
Source: the annotation of a GenBank genome assembly